Messenger RNA from Acomys russatus (golden spiny mouse), 942 nucleotides. Its product is annotated as SLAM family member 9-like. Gene Ontology annotation, cellular component: external side of plasma membrane. Bases 1 to 942 code for a protein of 313 amino acids. The transcript is spliced from 3 exons. Gene Ontology annotation, biological process: T cell activation. The record is from RefSeq and is a predicted model, not a curated record. NCBI's taxonomy places the organism in Eukaryota, Metazoa, Chordata, Mammalia, Rodentia, Muridae.
AUGAAUCGGAGCCCCGUCUGCACUACACGAGACCCUGUCUCAUUAAACAACAGAGAACGUCUUCACAAGGACUUUGAACAAUAUGGGCCAGAGGCGUCCAGAGUAGCCCCAGAAUCCUGGGUGGUGACUGGGACCCUUGGGGAGUCAGUCACACUCCCCCUGCAGCUGCCGUCUGGACAGCAGGUGGACAGCAUCUCCUGGACAUCCCGUUCAGAGCCAAGGACGUUCGCCUCUAUUACCGCGGUAGAAACUGGAGAGCUAGGCACUUUUUACGAGGCAAAAACCCGAUACUGGGGUCGCGUGAGUAUUGUGCACCCUGACUUCUCUCUGCAGAUUAGCAACCUGAGCCUAGAGGACGCUGGGCCUUACAGGGCCUACAUCAACCUGAGGCACUCUCCUAUCACCCACACCCGGAAGUACCACCUGCAAGUCUGGGAGAGACUGAAGAAGCUCAGUAUCACUGCCAGUUCUCAGAUCACGAGGGACAGGACCUGCAUGCUUACCCUGGUGUGCUCCCUGGAGCAGGCUGGAGUGGACGUUCAGUACCACUGGGAACCCCAUGGCCAGGGGGCAAUUGUGUCCUCUGGGGGAAGCACUCACAAUGUCUCAUGGACAUCUGGUGAUAGUGACAGCUACCACUGCACUGCCAAGAAUCCUGUCAGCCAGAGCGCCAGCUCUGUUCCCGUCGGCCUCUUCUGCUUAGGUAAUGCCUUCGUUCUGUGUUUCUGUUAUUUCUGGGCAUCUCUGGUCCCUCUAUCCUUGGCCUUCUUCUUGGAUCUAGAAGAAGCUGAAGUAAAGUGGGGACAUGGGUUUGCAGCAGAGUGCAACCUCUGGAACGACAUCCCAGGGCCCAGCUCUGUCCUUCUCUGUCAGCUUCAGAUCUGUCAUGUCUCUACUUGCCCAGACUCAGCUGGGCUCCUGCUGGCUCUUGAGACUUGGUGA